Scleropages formosus (Asian bonytongue) is the source of this 1072-nucleotide messenger RNA. RefSeq names its product growth hormone 1 (gene gh1). Bases 1 to 645 code for a protein of 214 amino acids. The transcript has 5 exons. Gene Ontology annotation, cellular component: extracellular region. NCBI's taxonomy places the organism in Eukaryota, Metazoa, Chordata, Actinopteri, Osteoglossiformes, Osteoglossidae. Gene Ontology annotation, molecular function: growth hormone receptor binding; hormone activity. Gene Ontology annotation, biological process: positive regulation of growth; response to nutrient levels; animal organ development. The record is from RefSeq and is a predicted model, not a curated record.
AUGGCAGCAACGCUGCCCGUUCUCUCCGCAGGCUUCCUCCUGUGCUCACUGCUGCUCCUGAGUGUUUCUGCGGCCCCGGCCGAGAGCAUCCCCUUGUACAACCUGUUCAACAACGCCGUGAACCGCGCACAGCACCUGCACCAGCUGGCCGCCGACAUCUACAAGGAGUUCGAACGCACGCUGCUGCCCGGGAUGCAGAGGCAGCUGAGCGAAAGCUCCGCGCUGUCCGGGUGUUACUCCGACUCCAUCCCCGCCCCCACCGGGAAGGACGAGACCCAGCAGAGAUCCGAUGGGGACUUGCUGCGCAUCUCCUCGGCCCUCAUCCAGUCCUGGGUGUUUCCUCUGAAGACGUUCAGCGAAGCCUUCUCCAACAGCCUCAUGUUCGGCACAUCGGACCGAAUCUUCGAGAAGCUGGAGGACCUCAGCGAGGGCAUUGACGAACUCAUGAGGACCUUGGGCGAGGGAAUCCACGUGUCGGUGCUGAGGGAGCCCUACGAGAACUUCGACAUCAUCCUGAGGACGGACGCCGCCCGGAUGAAGAACUACGGGCUGCUGGCGUGCUUCAAGAAAGACAUGCACAAAGUAGAGACCUACCUGAAGGUCACCAAAUGCCGACGUUUCGUGGAGAGCAACUGCACUUUGUAGGGGCGAAGACGGCAGGGGCCACACUCCUGUCUGGUGGCUCCACACCCCUGCGUGCUCUCUCCUCUUCUCUCUAUGAAUCAGUAAUAGCGCUCGCGUCUCAGCGAUCUGGGGCCCUGAGUCUGUUCGAAAGGGUGUUUUCACUGAGCUGUGUUAAUUAAACAAAAAGAAAAACAAAACAAAAAAAUGAAUGGAGCUCUUUAGAGCCGCGUGAUUUCAAAUUGUGCCAAAUUUAUAGCAGGGUUAUUAAUAUCCACAUUUACAUUUUAUGAUUCCCUGGUUGGAAUGAAAUAAAAUGAGGCAUCUGAAUAAUGCAAAAAUGAAAGCAGUAGCUGGCAAUGAUCCGUUAUGUAGGAGUAUUGUAUUUUGUGCCAGUUGUACUCAUACAUGAUGGUACACAAAAGAGCAGACAGGUUUUUACCACCCCCAC